AUGGAAAUGUCUAACUAUUUAGAUAUGUCAGCUCUCGAAUUAUGGUCGGAGAAGCUCAGAAGCUCUACCUUGUCAGUUCUGCCUUUUGAUUUUGUUACUCCAAAUGAAGCAAAAGUCGUUGAGUCGACUUAUUCUAUUGAAAUUCCGGAGAGUAUUAAGAUCUCUUUAAGUCAAUUUACAUCGAAUCACUCAUUCAACGUUUUGUUGACUGCCUUUGUUACCCUCGUGUUUCGUUUAACUGGAGAUGAAGAUAUUGUUGUGGGUACUACGACUACUGAUGGUCUAUCUCAAUAUGUUCUUCGAACUAAUAUUACUGGUGAAACAAAGUUCAGAGAAUUGUUGAACACUGUUCAGGAAUAUGAGAAGUUCGCUCUGGAAAACCCGGUAUCUGUGGCUGACCUUACUGCCUAUAUCAAGAGUCAGAAUAAAGAAAUAUCGAGUAUUUACAGAGCGUCGAUUCAGUUAGGUGAAUGCAACACACAUUCGCGAUCUACGGACUUGAGUGCUUUCAUCCAACCUGACAACAAGCUGGUGAUUGCUUACAAUUCUUUGUUAUACAAAAAGGAGCGUAUAGUUAUUUUCGCUGAGCAAUUAUUUAAGAUUAUCAAUGAGUCAGCUAUGGCUGCUGAUAUUUCAGUCGGUGCUAUUUCCUUAAUAACGAGUAGGCAAUCUGUUCUUCUUCCUGAUCCUACUACUGACCUGGAUUGGUCUGGAUUUAAAGGGGCUAUUCAUGAUAUUUUCUCCAAAAAUGCUAAAGUACAUCCUGACAGACCCUGUGUGGUUGAAACCGCAAAUUUUUUGGAUCCUGAAUCUAAAGACCGUACUUUCACUUACAAGCAGAUUGAUGAAGCUUCAAAUAUUUUAGCUCAUCAUUUAGUUAAAAGUGGUAUUGUCAUUGGCGAUGUAGUUAUGGUUUACGCAUACAGAGGUGUUGACCUUGUUGUCGCUGUAAUGGGUGUUCUUAAGGCCGGUGCUACUUUCUCUGUCAUAGAUCCUGCCUAUCCUCCAGCUCGUCAAAAUAUUUAUCUUAGCGUUGCUAAGCCAAAUGCAUUGGUCGUUCUUCGCAAGGCUGGUCUUCUCGCCCCUGCUGUCACUCAAUACAUAGCAGAUGAGCUUGAUCUUAAGACUACAGUUCCUGCUUUAGAGAUUCUUGAUGAUGGUAAACUCAUUGGUGGUGCUAAUGAUAGCUCUGUAGAUGUUCUGGCACAUGUGCAGGAUCUCAAAUCCUCAAGCACCGGAGUUGUCGUUGGCCCAGAUUGCAAUCCUACUCUAAGUUUUACCUCUGGAUCUGAAGGUGUGCCCAAAGGUGUAAAAGGUAGACAUUUUUCUCUUACCUAUUACUUUCCAUGGAUGGCCAAGACCUUCGGAUUAAGUGAGAAUGACAAAUUUACUAUGCUCAGUGGCAUUGCCCAUGAUCCUAUACAGCGAGACAUUUUUACACCUCUCUUCCUUGGUGCACGCCUUCUUGUCCCUACCAGUGAUGAUAUUGGUACACCAGGAAGACUGGCUGAAUGGAUGGGCACACAGGGAGCUACAGUCACACACUUGACACCUGCUAUGGGGCAAUUGCUCUCUGCUCAAGCCACACAUGAAAUCCCAUCUCUUCACCAUGCUUUUUUUGUAGGCGAUGUUUUAACAAAGAGGGACUGCUUGAAGUUACAAAACCUUGCACGCAACGUGUUUAUUGUCAACAUGUACGGAACCACCGAAACGCAGCGAUCAGUGUCCUAUUUUGAGGUUGCCUCUGUGGCCAAGGAUUCUAGUUUCUUGCAGUCUCAAAAAGAUAUUAUUCCUGCUGGAAAAGGCAUGUUGAAUGUUCAAUUGCUAGUCGUAAAUAGACAUGAUCGCACUCAGACAUGUGGUGUUGGUGAAGUUGGUGAAAUUUAUGUUCGUGCAGGUGGUCUUGCUGAGGGUUAUUUGAAAUUGCCCGAUAUGACAGCUCAGAAGUUUGUCAAAAAUUGGUAUGUCGACAACGAAAAAUGGGUUGCAGCAGACAAUGCAAAGGCUAGUGCCGCCACAAGCCCCGAGCCUUGGCGUGAAUAUUGGUUUGGUCCUCGUGAUAGACUUUAUCGUACUGGCGACUUGGGCCGAUACUUACCUGAUGGAAAUACUGAGUGUACUGGACGUGCCGAUGAUCAAGUCAAAAUCCGUGGUUUCAGAAUUGAACUGGGUGAGAUUGAUACUCAUUUGUCCCGAUUUCCUCACGUUCGGGAAAAUAUCACACUGGUACGUAGAUCGAAGGAUGAAGAACCAGUAUUGGUGUCUUAUAUUGUGCCUCAUAAUCGUAAAGAAACUGAGGAGUUUAUGUCUGCUCGCGAAAGUUUAGAUGAGGAAGUUGAAGGGGAUGGCACUCAACCUGAUUAUGUAGUCAAAGGUCUUGUUCGUUACAGAAAACUCAUCAAGGAAGUGAAAAACUAUCUUCGUGGUAAGCUACCAAGCUAUGCGGUGCCCACUGUCAUUGUGCCUCUGAACAAGCUGCCUCUUAACCCUAAUGGUAAGGUUGAUAAGCCAGCUUUGCCAUUUCCCGACACGGCUCAAUUGGCUGCCGUAGCCAAAAGGACUGAAAAGCGCGAAGAUUCGGCAACUGUAAAAUUUUCUGAGAUGGAAUCUAAAGUCAAGGAUAUCUGGUUAGAAAUUCUUCCACAAAGACCAUUAUCUGUUGAACCAACCGAUAGCUUUUUUGAUCUUGGCGGUCACUCCAUUCUUGCCACUCGAAUGAUCUUUGCUGUCAGAAAGAAGAUGAUGCUGGAUAUUCCUCUUGGUUUGAUUUUCAAAGCUCCUACCAUUGCAGCCUUUGCGAAGGAGCUUGAAAUUGCUGGUGGUAACAAUAUUAUUGACCCGUUUAGUGCUAACGAAUCGGCGCCCUCGGAAAAGCAAGUCGCCAAAACGUAUGCAGAGGAUGCCGAAAAUCUUUCUAAGGAAUUGCCUGCGUACCUGUCAUUAGACAAACCUUUGAAUCCAUCUGCUCCUUUAACUGUCUUCUUGACUGGAGCCACAGGUUUCUUGGGAUCAUUCAUUAUCAAGGACCUGCUUGAACGAAACAAUGACAUCAAGAUCUAUGCACAUGUGAGAGCCGCUGAUAAAGAGAAGGGAUUCGACAGAAUAAAGAACUCUAGCAUUGCUUACGGAAUCUGGAAGGAUGAAUAUGCUACAAAGAUUGUGCCUGUCAUCGGAAAUUUGGAGGAGAAGCAUUUUGGUCUUGCCGAAGAGCAGUGGUCUGAAUUGACUUCUUCUGUUGAUACAGUAAUCCACAAUGGUGCUCUUGUUCACUGGGUGUACCCGUACUCGACUCUACGUGGGCCCAACGUCAUCGGAACAAUCAAUGUUAUGGAUCUUUGUAGCUCAGGUAAAGCCAAGUAUUUCACAUUUGUUUCCUCUACCUCUGCUCUUGACACUGAUUACUUUGUAGAGUUGUCCGACACUCUAAUUGAGGCAGGCGGUGAAGGCAUCCUAGAGUCAGAUCUGCUUGAAGGUUCAAAGACCGGGCUUGGUAAUGGAUAUGGCCAAUCCAAGUGGGCUGCAGAGAAGAUAAUUCGAGAGGCCGGAGAGAAACACGGUUUAAGAGGAACCAUUGUUAGACCUGGUUAUAUUGUUGGUGAAUCUACUUCGGGUGCUACCAAUACAGAUGACUUUUUGAUCAGAAUGUUGAAAGGAUGUAUCCAGUUGGGACAAAUUCCGAACAUCAAUAAUACCGUCAACAUGGUUCCAGUUGAUCAUGUAGCUAGAGUUGUAACGGCAUCUGCGUUCCACCCUGCUCAUAGCGAACUAACAGUCUCUCAUGUUACAGGCCAUCCUAGAUUAAGAUUCAAUCAGUUUUUAAGAUCCCUUCAAAGUUUUGGAUAUACUGUCGAGGAGGUUGAUUAUGUUCCGUGGAGAAUUGCAUUGGAGAAGUUUGUUGUUGAGGGCUCUAACGACAAUGCUCUGUAUCCACUGCUGCAUUUUGUGCUUGACAACUUGCCUCAAAGUACGAAGGCUCCAGAACUAGAUGACCGAAAUGCCAGGACGUCACUUGCUGCAGACGCUUCCUGGACAGGGGUUGACCUAUCCGCAGGAAAAGGUGUUGACAUUGAGCAAAUGGGUGUUUACCUCGGGUUUUUGGUUGCAAUUGGUCAUUUGCCCAAGCCCACACAACAAGGUACUCAUGAACUCCCCGAGGUUCAUGUUGACAGCUUGUUACUGGAAAAGCUAGCUUCUGCAGGAGGAAGAGGAAGCAGUAAUUAA
Messenger RNA from Sugiyamaella lignohabitans, 4221 nucleotides. It is a transcript of the gene LYS2, whose product is annotated as L-aminoadipate-semialdehyde dehydrogenase. The coding region runs from base 1 to 4221 and encodes 1406 amino acids. The transcript has a single exon. NCBI's taxonomy places the organism in Eukaryota, Fungi, Ascomycota, Dipodascomycetes, Dipodascales, Trichomonascaceae. Gene Ontology annotation, molecular function: L-aminoadipate-semialdehyde dehydrogenase [NAD(P)+] activity; phosphopantetheine binding. Gene Ontology annotation, biological process: L-lysine biosynthetic process. The record is from RefSeq and is a predicted model, not a curated record.